Messenger RNA from Moesziomyces aphidis, 729 nucleotides. The record is from the annotation of a GenBank genome assembly. NCBI's taxonomy places the organism in Eukaryota, Fungi, Basidiomycota, Ustilaginomycetes, Ustilaginales, Ustilaginaceae.
AUGCUGAGCGUGCAAGUCAAGCUAUUGUUGCUGGUCCAGCUGUGUCUGGCCGCCUUUGUCGCCUCUCGCCCCGUCUCCUCCGAGCCUUCGCUUCUGAAGCGCGCGUCGGACAAGGUGGGGUAUCUGUUCAUCCACUUCUACGACGACUACAAGGAGCCAGGAGUCUACACCACCUACCCCGCAGGCGAGCAGGUGUUUGGUCAUCUGUCCAACGGCAACGAUGCGCUGUCGUACAAGGCGCUCAAAGGCGGUGCGCCGCUGCUCACCUCGACCGUCGGCACCAAGGGCGUGCGCGACAUGUAUCUGGUGAGCAAGGGUGACGAAUCGCAGCACUACAUCAUUGCUACCGACCUCAACCAGACUGCCGUGGGUGGCUUCAGCAGCCCAUUCCUCAGCCGCAGCCUUGUCAUUUGGGAAUCCGAGGGCGCGAGUCUGACAAAGUGGAAGCCUUCCAGGCUGGUUGAGGUGGUGCCCGACACCUUCCGCAUGGCUUGGGCACCCGAAGCGAUUUGGCUGGACGACGAACAGCGUUUCCUGGUGUACUGGUCGUCGAACAAGUAUGCGGACGCUUCGCACUCGGGUACGCCCGACUACGACAAGAUCUACUCGUCCUACACCACCGACUUCGUCACCUUUACCGAUCCCGAGGUGUUUAUGGAUCUGGGCAACAAUGUGGGUGUGAUCGACCUCACCAUCGGUCGAGGACCUACGUCGGGCACCAACCAGUGA